AUGGCAACUCAACAAAAAGUUUCUUUAGUUGUUGCUUCAUAUGAUCUUCAUUAUUCAGUUACUCAGCUUAAUGGUCCAGGAAAUAUUGCUACACAGCAUAAUGACAGUUACAACGCAUUUGGAAAUUCGCAAGCUAACAGAAUCGUUCCAACAAAUGAUGGCAAGUUUGCUAUAUGUGCAAAUCCACUUAUUAUUGUUGUUGAUCCUAAAGGCUCAAAACUGCAACAAUUUAAUGGUCAUCAGACUAAUGUAACUGAUGCUGUUUUCUCUGAUAAUAACUUCUAUACAUGCAGUGAAGAUAGAACUAUUAAAGUUUGGAACAAAACAACAAGCCGUUCAACACUUAGUAUUUCAACUGGAUCUGCUCUCAAUGCCAUUGCUCUUUUACCAACAAAGACAGCUGUAGUGGUCUGCAAUGAAAAAGGUCAGAUCGAAAUCUACGAUAUUGUAAAGGGUGAUCGUCUAGCUUUCAUUUCAAUCGCCACUUGCCCUGUAAGAUCAAUGGCUGUCACAAAAGAUGGUACCAAAGUAUAUGCCGCUACUCAAGACGGUCAAGUACAUAUGUUAAAUCUCAAAUACGAAAAUAAGCAAUAUGAAUUUUCCGAAUUCGAAAAGUUCGAAGCUCACAAAGAAAUCCCGCUUAGAAUUAUUCUUUCUCCUGACGAAACACUUCUUGUAACUACUUCAUCUGACUCACAAGUCAGAAUGUGGGAUGCAGCCACCGGAAAAUCCGCUGGAGAAUUCACUUGCUCAGACAUGAAGAAGUUUGUUUGGGACGCUGCCUUCACUCCAGACGGAAAGAUGCUCUGCACAGCAGGAACAGACAUGAGCGCAAGAGUUUGGGAUGUUCAAACAAAGGCUCUUCUUGCACAUUACGAGUGGCAUAAAAAAGGUAUCACAUGUCUCAACGUAAUCACUUAUUAA
Molecule: messenger RNA, 924 nt
Organism: Trichomonas vaginalis G3
Lineage: Eukaryota; Parabasalia; Trichomonadida; Trichomonadidae
Product: TOR signaling
Exons: 1
Coding region: 1-924 (307 amino acids)
Biological process (GO): TOR signaling; regulation of actin cytoskeleton organization
Cellular component (GO): TORC1 complex; TORC2 complex
Molecular function (GO): protein binding
Source: RefSeq, a predicted model, not a curated record